Messenger RNA from Momordica charantia (bitter melon), 321 nucleotides. Lineage: Eukaryota; Viridiplantae; Streptophyta; Magnoliopsida; Cucurbitales; Cucurbitaceae. The record is from RefSeq and is a predicted model, not a curated record.
AUGGCUUCCCCACUCACCACCCUUCUGAACCUCUCCAUCACAGCCCUCUUCAUCUUCUCCCUCUCCAUUCCUCUUCCCACACCCUCAGUUUUUGCGGCGGGCGGUGGCGGCGGGAGCUUGCAGGAGAAGACGGUGCUGGGGUCGAAGCCGCCGCAAUGCAUCGGGAAGUGCUUGAAUUGCAGGCCCUGCUCGGCGACCCUGGUGGUGCCUGAGCACCGUGAGAGGAAGGGAUUCGAACCUCUGACUCGUAGAGAAAAAGAUGAUAGCUAUUAUCUUCUGCAUUGGAAAUGCAGAUGUGGGAAUAAGCUUUAUCAGCCUUGA